Messenger RNA from Poecilia reticulata (guppy), 5409 nucleotides. It is a transcript of the gene camkmt, whose product is annotated as calmodulin-lysine N-methyltransferase. Gene Ontology annotation, cellular component: cytoplasm. The record is from RefSeq and is a predicted model, not a curated record. Lineage: Eukaryota; Metazoa; Chordata; Actinopteri; Cyprinodontiformes; Poeciliidae. Gene Ontology annotation, molecular function: calmodulin-lysine N-methyltransferase activity.
GACAAAUGUGUACGGAAGCAGCAUGUUCCAGGUGGUAUGAGUCAAGACGUGUCUGUGAGCUUUUGUAGAUUUUGUAGUUUUGAAAUAAGCCAUGCUUUUCUAAAUACCGUUCGACAGCAUUGACAUUGAUAACUGUGACAGCUCUAUAGCCCGGAACUUGUUUACAUAUAUAUCCGAGUGGGUAUUCAACAGUUAAGAUGGAGAAAGGCUCCACAGGCGCUUCAGAAAAGACCCAGUCGGCUUUGCCUUGUAAGGAUAAGAGUGAUGAGGACUCUUGCGGCCCAAAUUCCCACAACUCCAGGGAAGCAACCUGUGGUGCUACUGCAGGUCGAGCGAGAUGGACUCUGCUGAGACAGGUGUUGUGUCAGAAGCAGACAGACAGUCCUGAGGUCAAACAGGUGUCUGUUCGUAGGUUUGCCACCUUUGACCUUUUCAGAAGGAAAAAUCUCUCGGCACAAGAACACUGUGAUACCUCAGAUGUCCAGUGGGUGGAGUACAAAAGUGUCUACUAUCCUGAAUACGGUGCCUUCCUCAGGGAUAACCUGGGACCUCUCAAAGUUAAUGAAGUGCUCAAUAGUUUUGACAACACUGGCAAUGUCUGUGUGUGGCCUUCUGAGGAGGUGAUGGCACAUUACUGUCUGCAGAAGCGGCACACGUUCAAGGGUGCAGUGUGCGAGUUAGGAGGAGGUAUGACUUGCCUUGGUGGGCUCAUGGUUGCCAUUUCUGCUGACGUGAAGGAAGUCCUGCUAUCAGAUGGGAAUGAGAAGUCCAUUCAGAAUGUUCGGAGAGUGGUCGAGAGAAACAGGCUGGCCGGAAAGUUUGGGUCAACGCACGUAUCGUCAAGGGUGGUGAGGUGGGACUGCGAGGUGGACAUUUCAGCGCUGGAAGGUUACUUUGAUACCGUCAUGUGUGCAGACUGUUUGUUUCUCGACCAGUACAGAGCCUGCCUGGUUGAUGCCAUAAGGAGAUUACUGCGACCCAACGGCGUGGCGUUGGUGUUCGCUCCUGGAAGAGGUGAAACUCUAACAGUGUUUUGUCGGCUGGCCCAGCAGGCCGGUCUGUGCGUCUGCCAACACCAGCAGUACGACGCUCAGGUCUGGGAUGUUCAUCUAAAGAUGCUGAGAGAAGGAAAGCAGGCAUACGAUGAAAACAUCCACUAUCCUCUCCUCGUCACCCUGACCAAAGGACCUCAACCUGUUAACCAAGCUCAGUAAAAUAGAAUAAGGGAGCUCUUUGCUACACAUAACACUCUGCAUUUUUUUCCUUUUAUUUCACCUCCAGCCAUAUUCCAAACAACUCCUCUCAGUCCAGAAGACGGUCACUCAGCUUUUAUAGCUAGCAGCUAAUCUGCUAGUUGAAAAGUUUAGCCGUCCGUUACGGAUUUAUCGACUUUACAAGGAGUCUGUGAUUCCUAUGCAUUCAUUUGAAUUUCCGCCUGCUUGCAGUGAAUUACGUGACAGUUUUCUGUACAUAUCAGGUACUCAUUAGUGCUUGAGGUAGUCACUGUCUGGUAACAAACGUCGCUCACUGUGUUCCCGCGCUCAGCAUGGAGGCCGGCUUCGACUCGCAGUGCGGAGCAAUUUACAGCUCCCUCAAUUUCCACCUUUAAUUUCUCUUAAAACAUCUCAUUCAUCCCAGUCAGGGGUCAGUACAAAGAACUUAAUUUGUGUGAGUGUGCAUCUACGUGUGUGCGUGUGUGUGUGUGUGUGUGUGUGUGUGUGCGUGCGUGCGUGCGUGUGCGUGUGUGUGUGCGUGCGUGUGUGUGUGUGUGUGUGUUACAGCAGUGCAGUGCAUUAACACACUACGGCACUUUCAGAUGAAAAGAGCAUCGGUUGCUGCAGGAGACACAGAUUUUAUAUGACUUUUUUUUUUUUCCUUCUCUGCAAUUUUGCUGCAAUUAACACGAGUAAUCAAUCUCCAGCAUACACACUAUGAAUCCACUAUCGGUAUUGCUUUAUGGUUUGCUUUUCAGUUUGGUAUCAUGAUGAAAGGAACAGCCUGAUCUUAAUUUGUUAACCAUCAUCUGUAAUUUCCCUCUUCAGUUCCAGUUUAAGUUGCUAAAAUGCAACUCAAACUGUUGCAUUUUAGCUGAUUGCUCUGAUUUUACUGAUGUGUGAAUCUUCACACCUGGCUCAUCGUGUCAAGUAUCAUUAUUUCUGAAGAGGUUUGUGAGUAGGAGUUAUUUAUCAAGCUCACGCAGAACUGUUGUACUAGUAUAUAUUGAUCCAAAACUGUGGAAUAGAAAAUGAUGUAUUUUUGUGAUUGUGUGUGUGAAAUUAGAUAUUGUUUUUUUGACUUUUCCAAACGACGGUAUUCCGUGCCGGCGAGUGCGAUAAACUUAUUUCGGUUUGGUUUCGGUGGCAUUUAUUGGCACUCCUGGUAAAGACUUGAAAAUAAGAUGAUGUGUUAUUGAAGUAGUGUUAUCUCACACUGAAAAUCUGUUUGGGUGUUUUAGUGGGGAAAAACACAAAGGUAAUGUUCUAUAUAUUUUGUACAAUCUGAUUUUGCUAAUAGUACAGCGAUUCAUCUUCUCCUGUAACAUUUUAGAGAGAGGAAUCCUUGACGUUUUUAUCCGAUAGUUUCUUCUGGUUCCUUCUGCAGGAUUUAAAUCUGGAGAAGGAGAUGACUGUAGACCAUUUCUGUAGACUCCUGCAGAUGUUUUUAAUUCAAAAUUUCUUUCUAGCUACUUAAGAAAGUUUACAAUCCCAUGAAUAAUGUUCCCUUAGCAUUUAUUUGGAAGAAAAGCAGGCCAUCACAGCACUACAGAUCCUCCAUCAUGACUAGCAUUAAGCGCUAAAAGCUCACACAUGUAUCGUCCGAACCCAAACAGUCGGCGUGAGGUCACAUGGUUGCAGACCACCGCCUCCAUGUUGGUUUUAUGAAACGGUCACAGAGGGAGCGCCGCGCUUUUCUACAGACGGCCUCCAUGAACAACGACGUUGCAAUUCCCUUUCAGGGGUUUUCAGCCAUUUGACGGUCUUAUUACAGUAGUUAUUUAGUGAAAAACAAGUGUACAUAUUUCCUCAACUCGUCAGAUAAGUGUUCCUCAAAAGCAUUAAUGACUCUUGCAGGUACAAAAACCGUAUAGUGGAUAAAACACAAAUGCAAAACACUUCUGACCCAAUCUGCAUGAGCAGGUUGAAUUUUUUAGGGGUGACCUAAAAUCUACUCUAAAUUGAUUUACUCAAAAUUAAGGUUGGCUUUUUCACAAUUUUCACUAUGAGAUGAUGUAAAUACAUAAAUAAUAAUAAGGUGAAUCUAUUUGAAGCCUUCUUGCCCAUCUUUACCAGGUCCCAAUGAACGUUGCUGGAAUGGCUCCUUUGUAAAAAUAAGUGUGUAGUAAUACAUAAAGUGUUUCUCCAGAGGACAAAGUGUGCAACGAGUAAAAAAGGUCAGACUCAUCCAUGACCCUUCUGUUACCAUAGAGACUAUUUUACGACCUGCGGCUGCCUUUGCAGAAUGCCUGAAUGUCUGGACGUUUCCAGAAAAUCUGGAAACUGUGGUUGCUGGAGAACAAUCAUCAGGAGUAUCAACCCCAAACCGGAACCAAAUCCUGUGUUCGUCCUGAGUCAUAUGAUAAACAUAUCUAUAUCUUUAUCUCUUACAUUCACAACCUUACAGAUGUUUGCUUCUUCAGUUUAUUCAAUCGAAAAAUGCCAUGUUUUUUUUUUUUUUUAAUCAACCAAUUGUUCUCAGGUGUUUUUUGUCACAGAUCAUUUGGCUUCCUGUCUAUUGUAUCAUCGGGAAAGCUGCAGGUAUGAAGGCGUGUGUUGCGGCUAGCGACGCGUUUCCACGUUACACUGUGAUCCACUGACGUACAGGGCAGCCCAGAAGCUAUGCAGUACUUCCCAGUGGCUGCUGUUUACAUUUCACACAAGAUAAUCAGCCUCAGAAAAAAAAGGAUGUUGUAAAAUCACUGUUCUGAUUGAAAUGUCAUUGCAAAAAAAAAAAAAUAGUGUAAGUUUUUAAUCGCACUUUUUUGUUUAUGCAGUGCGAUUUUCUGUUUUUUGGUUUGUUCUUUUCUUAGAGUGUGGAACAUAAAUACCCUCCCUCCACUGUGACCAUACACAGACACAGCAUCACUGUCUAAUACAGCAAGAACAGCUGACAAAGAUUUACAACAUGCUGGCGCGUUUCAGGCUGCGACGUCGCCACGAACUUUCACACUGUUACCAAUACAUAAAAAUAACAUGGCAAGAUUACCAUGAUUUGACUAGUAUUAUUAUCAGAUUUAAAGUGUUUGGUAUUAAACAGAUCAACAUUAUAACCAGUAAGUACUCUUUAAAAGUAUAAAUGAAAACUUUCAGUGUUUGUUUGUUUGCAUUCAUUUCAAGCUGGCUAUAAUUUCAUGCUUCCUUAAAACACAGAGGCACUAUUAAAAAAAGUAAAGUGUUUCUGUGAUUACUGAAGAAUUCACAAUUCAAGCUAAAUGUCCUUUACACAAUCUGUGAGAAAUUAAAUAAGUUCUGAAAAUAUUUUUGUAAUCAUAAGUAAUAUCACAUAUCAGUAUAAUUAGUUUCUAAAUAAAUAAACCAAACGCUCUUACUUUGAAUCAUUUUGCUUUGUAGGACGGGAUCAGCCCAGCUUAAGAUGACCUCUAGAAUAUUCUAGCAGUUCUAAUUCUGUAGAAGAUCUGACUUGAAUUACAGUAAAAUGAACUUGUCCAAUCAUUUCUUUUAGUAGGUUUUUUAUCCGGGACAUUUAUGACUAGCUUCACUCACUAUGGGGACCGCCAAAUCCGAGUCAAUCGAUCUGAGGCUUUGGGUUUUCACUGCGUCUGAGAGGCGGCUAGCUGCCCGCUUCAGAAGCUUUUCACUGCACUUUGUCAAUUUUGCAGCAGUGCGACACGUUGCACAGUUUACACGGCGCUUCUGAGUCGCGACGCCCGUACAACAGAAUUACCCGACGUGUCCCCAAAGAAAUCCACGGCAGCCUGGCUUUAGCCGUAGCUCGCAUCGCACCUGCAACAGCAGCAGCAAAGCUAUCGAUAAUAUCCACCUUGGAUACGUAUUUAUGCCUUAGAAACGCAUGGCUGACCUGCAACGGCGUAGCAGAGGAGGAAGAGUUCAACCUUAAAGUUCAGUCUGUGUAUGGAUGGGACUGAUUUUCAUUUUUGAACCGGACCACUGUCAGCAAACUCAGCUGCGUUUUCUUCAUCAUGCGCAUCGGCAUCAAUUUUUAGCCAUAAUUUUUAGUCAAAACAGUGUUUGACUCAGUGGAAAAUGCAUAUCUUGUUUAUUAUUGUUGAAACUCUUACUGAACGAUCAAUCAGCUCAUACCUAAUAUGUGUGAAUUAGACGUUGGAAUCUAUAAUUUCUUUUUUAUUAGAGCUCAUUUCAGCGUCCUGUUUGUCAUUACGUGUGAAUUUGAGGCCUCAAACAGACGCGACAAAAAAAAAAAAAAAAAAAA